Molecule: messenger RNA, 645 nt
Organism: Rotaria socialis
Lineage: Eukaryota; Metazoa; Rotifera; Eurotatoria; Philodinida; Philodinidae
Source: the annotation of a GenBank genome assembly
AUGCAGUACUCUUUCAGUAAUCAAGCAGUCAUAAGUCAAAGUGAGCGAUGGAGGCAAGUUUGGCCAACACCAUUUCUUGCUCUAAUAGCAGUUGGUCAAAUGUUACUUACAGGGGCUAUUGUUGCUCUUGAAACGUGGAGUAUGCUGUUAAAUAUAACCAGUUCCUUUUUAUUUGUCGGUUAUAUUACAUCAUUUUUCUUCACAAUAACUUGGAUAUCAACAUUCACAGUCGUUUGUUGUAAUCGAGAAUCUCGUUGUUGUGCUACACAUGCAUUAGUAGAAAAUGUUCUAUCAAUUAUUGCAUCGAGUGUUCUAUUGUAUUACGAUACUCAAUUUCUUCGUUAUCCUACAGCCUGUUUUUGGUCAUUUGAACUAUGUAUUUUUUCCCCAAUCAGCGUAGCUUGGCAUGUUUUCUCCGGUUACAAUAUCUUCGACUUACGAGAAGCAAAACUUAUUGCAAUCAGAGCACAAUUAGCGUGUGCUGCUAUUAUGCUUUCUUUAAGCGUAUUUUUCUUUAUUAUUUAUAUUUACACUGUUUUGAAAGUUGAAAGCAAGCAAACAUCGGUCGCUCCAUAUCGUGACAUGGAACUUAGACAGUUACAACAGCAACAACAACCAACAAUAUAUACAGUUUCAGUACAAUAG